Molecule: messenger RNA, 7598 nt
Organism: Choloepus didactylus (southern two-toed sloth)
Lineage: Eukaryota; Metazoa; Chordata; Mammalia; Pilosa; Megalonychidae
Gene: URB1
Product: URB1 ribosome biogenesis homolog
Exons: 39
Coding region: 103-6939 (2278 amino acids)
Biological process (GO): maturation of LSU-rRNA from tricistronic rRNA transcript (SSU-rRNA, 5.8S rRNA, LSU-rRNA); maturation of 5.8S rRNA from tricistronic rRNA transcript (SSU-rRNA, 5.8S rRNA, LSU-rRNA)
Cellular component (GO): nucleolus
Source: RefSeq, a predicted model, not a curated record
UGUGGGCUCGAGUCGCGCGUCGGUGCGUGUCACGCGUUCUCCUUGCGGGUCCCCUCGGGUGUUGGAUCCCCUUCGCGCUCCUGCUACCCGAUUCCUUCGGUCAUGGGGGUCCCUAAGAGGAAGGCCCCGGGAGGCCAGGACGGCGCGGCUUCCCCCGCGGGCGCAGUCAAGCGGGCCCGCGCGGAAGAGCUCACCGGCGUGCGGUUCAAGGCUCAGCUGAAGGAUCCUCAGGGCGCGGGGUCGGCCUUGGAAACGUUUGUCUCUUCUGCCAAGAAGCUGCCGCGAGAAGGCGUGUAUGAUGUGGUGGAAGAAUAUAUAAAGAUCUCGGUUGAGUGUGCAGAAAUUUUCCAGUUCCUGAGUGGAGACAAGCGACCUGAAAAUGAAAUGCUAUUAACAUUUCAAGCAUUGGAGGCCAUCUUACUGCGGACAGCAAGUGACCUCUCACAUUUUCAUGUUGUGGGAACCAACAUCGUGAAAAAGCUCCUGAAUAACCACAUGAAGCUCAUCUGCGAGUCCCUGUAUGCCUCAGGCUACAAGAUGGCUCGAGCCUGCCUGAACCUGAUGGCUGCCCUGGUGGCCCAGGGUCCUGAAGCAGCCAGGGAUGUCUGCAGCCAAUUCGAUUGGAGUAAAAAGCCCCUGUACGCCCUGGCAACCAAGAGGGAUUCCAAGGGGGUGCCUGACGUCCGGCUGGCCUACGUGCAGUUCGCCAUUUCCUUUUUAGUUGCCGGGGACGACAGCACCAUAGCGCAAGUGCUGGAGUUGAAAGAAUUUAUUCCUUGCAUUUUUAGCUCAGGCAUAAAGGAAGAUAGGAUUUCUACCAUCAAUCUUUUGUUAUCCACGCUGAAAACAAAGGUAGUUCACAAUAAAAACAUCACAAAAACCCAGAAAGUGCGUUUUUUUACUGGGCAGUUACUGAACCACAUAGCAUCUCUCUAUUGCUGGAGUGGGAUUACGGAUGUGAGCACAGAAAAUGUCAAGGCUUCUGCUGAGGAUGCAGGGAAGACCACGGUGAGGGAGCUGGUUCAUAACUUCCUGCUGGAUCUUUGCUGUUCGCUCAAGCACGGGAUUAACUUUUAUGAUGCAUCUUUAGGUACCUUUGGCAGAGGAGGAAACCUGACACUGUUACACUUCUUACUGGGGUUGAAAACUGCAGCUGACGAUGAGCUGGUGGCUGAACUAGUGGUGAAUAUCCUCAAAGUGUGCCCAGACCUGCUCCACAGAUACUUCAAGGAAGUGACCUUUUCCUUCCUGCCAAGGGCGAAGUCUACUUGGUUAAAUAAUAUCAAACUUCUAAACAAGAUCUAUGAAGCACAGCCAGAGAUUUCCAGGGCAUUUCAGACCACAGAGUUUAUCCCCCUGCCCCGGCUCCUCUCGAUGGUGAUGGUGACCACCGUGCCCCUCGUGUGCAACAAGAUCAUGUUCACCCAGGCACUGAAUCUGGACAGCGUAUCAGUGAGACACACAGCUCUUGCCCUCCUUUCCGUCAUUUUGAAGAGAGCGUUAAAAACCAUCGACCACUGCCUGAACAAAGAAGCAUGGCAGGAAUCAGGCAUGUACACCCCUGCGAUGAUGGAGGAUUUUGUGCGGCUCUUCAGAGAGGCCCUGAGCAAGAUUUUACCAGACCUGAACACUAUUGUGUGGGUCUGGCAGUCACUUAGAAAGCAGGAGACCAAACCAGGCGAUGAGAAAGGGAAGAAGAAGGGAGACGUGGCUUCUGCUGCCAACGCGGAUCGCCAGUGUGAUGAUGCAGAAACCAUUCUCCUGAAAGCUGCUCUGCUGCAGGCCAUAUGCCUGUACCAGAAGGUAGUCCCCCACCUGAUCAUGCAGUACAACUUUGACUUCAGCAAGCUUCUGAAAGGCGUCAUCUCGGAGCAGGGCCUGUGGGAGGCAGUGCCACCCAUUCUGCAGCACCACAUUCUUCAGGUGGCCCUGGAGCUGCCCGCCAGCAAGUUCCUGUGGUUAAAGGCACAGGAAGGCCCAGAUGCAGAAAUUAUUGGAGGAGAAAGAUCAGUGUUUUACUUACUGAUGAAAAUGUUUGUGAGCAGCAACCAUUCACAACUCAAGUUGUCAACAAAACUUCUGAUCAUGAAGAUUCUGCGUGACACUGGAGUGUUUGAGCACACCUGGAAGGAGCUGGAACUGUGGCUGGAGCACUUAGAAGACACCAUGCAAGAGAAAAAAGAAACCGUGAUUCAGUUUUUGGAAAGUAUUUUAUUGACUUUGGUGGCGAAUCCCUAUUCAUAUACAGACAAAGCAUCUGACUUUGUCCAAGAAGCCAGCACGCUGCAGGCCACAGGGACGAGGCAAGACGCUGAUGACGUCAGCAUCCCCGUCUCCCAUAUCGAUGACGUUCUGGACAUGGUGGAUGUCCUGGUGGAGGGCAGCGAAGGCCUGGAUGAGGAAAUCGGGUUCUUAUUGAACGAAGACAUGGUCCUGCUCACGUUUCCUUUCAGUGCCCUGGUCCCUGCGGCCCUGGAAUCCCGGAAUAAGUUGCUCCUUGGGGCAGAAAACGAAGCAGGAGAAAGCAUCGUGCUGUAUCUGACGGCAGUGCUGACAGACCUCCUGCACACCCAGAGGGACCCCCUGGCCCUGUGUCUUUUGCUUCAGGCUUACGACAAGCUGGAGCCUCCACAGCCGUCCUGCCACGCUCAGCUCAGCCGCUUUAACAGAUACUACAGCCUCUGGAUCCCGGAGCAGGCCCGGGAGGCCUUGCCACUUCAGACAUCGGGCAGCGCUGUCCCCCAUGCUCCUUCUUCAGACUCCUCCUUUGCCGCCCUGCUGAAGACGGCCUACGAGAGCGAGGGUGCGCUCCUGGACGAGCAGGUGCAGGCUCGCCUGCGGGUGGCCAUCCCGCACCUCCCCAAGCACCAGGUGCUGCGCUCGGCGAGACACGUGCUGCUGUACCUCAGGAGCACCGUGGAGAACUUCAGCCAGCUGGGCAGAGGUGCGGGACCCCCCCGCCUGCAGCUCUUCCUGGAUCUCCUCAGGGGCCUGGUGGUCCAUGGCGAGCAGCUGGACGCCCAGGCCCAGCAGCAAUAUGAGGCCACCCGGGCCGCAACCGACCUCUUUGUGGACAUGGAGACCGUGGCCUCACUGGAGUCAGCUGAUGACAAGAUGCUGGAGGAGCUGCUCGUGGCCAUCCUCAGACAUCCCACCCUGGAGAGCUGGUACCUGGCUCUGGAGCAGCAGGCCCUCCCCCCACACACCCUCAGCCCCAUCCUGGUGAAGCUUCUGGCAUCCCAUUUGAGUGCAGGGGUCCUUCAGCUGCUGAUAGCAAGUGCCCCCAUCCUCCAGAACAUGGGGCAGCUGGGCCUCCUGGCCAGGUACUUGGAGGCCAUCACCCAGAGCAUUUUGAAAGAGCUGCAUGCCAGGAAGAUGGGCCCAGUCACGUCACCCCCAAAGACCCUUCCACAGCUGGAGGCCCUGCAGGCCCUGCACCCCUACAUGGAGGGCCCCCAGCUUCGUGAGGUCACCCUGGCCCUGCUGAGCCUGCCCGAGGCCUGCCUGGUGGCCCCACAACCCACGAAGUCCACCGGGAAGGAGAGGCCCCUGAAUGCUCUCGGGCAGACCUUGGUCCAGCUGCUGACCAGCAGCCCCCAGGAGCAGCUGCAGAGUGGCGAGCGCCUCUGGUCUGCCGAGUACAUGAGGGGCCUGGGAGCUCUGCUUCCCUCGCUGGCCGUGGAGGAGCUGGAAGCCGUUUUCCUGCACACCCUGCAGAGAGACCUGCUGCUGGCCUCCGUGCUCGGGGUCAACCUGCUCAAUCACUGCCUGGCCCGGCGGACGCAGGCGGCCCUCCACCUCGCAGCCCUGCUCCUGCAGCACAGCUGCUCCCACCUGCUGCGCUUUGAGCUCUGGUGCCUGCAGGCCGGCUCGGGGCUCCACCUGCAGGAGGCCCUCGAUGACUUCCUCCCCCUCGUCCAUGUGUACCUCCGGUGCAGGACUCGGGGACAGUUCACGCGCCCCACAGGAGUGUCCUCUGCUGUCAUUCCUGUCUUGAGGAAGGCCCUUUGGAGGCAGCUGCAGGACAGGCUUCUCCACGCCGACGAUCCCCCAGAGUAUGGGCUGCACCAGGAGAUCCUAGCCCAGCUGGUCCCAUUUGCCAGAGCCAAGGAUCUCAGGGUCCUCGUGGACUGUCUGCCUACCUUGCUCCAGAUGCCAAGCGGUCUCAAGAGUUGGAUCGUGGCUGACGCUAUCUCCGCAGUUCUGGAUGGGUCAGCAGAAGAGCUGCGAGCCUGGAGGAAAACGCUCCUGGAGUCUUGUAUGAAGUGGCUGCUCGUUUCUUUCAGUGAUAACCAGCAAGCUGACGACAAGACUCAGGAUCAAGAGAAGCAAAUGCUGCUGAGAUUAAACGAGCUCUUGCAUUCUCUUAAUGAAGUUGAUCCUGGCGAUUGGCAGAAAUUUGUGAAAACUGGACUCAAGUUUCGGUAUCAGGACCACAUGUUUUUAAAAACCCUCCAUGCUGCCCUAGAGCUCCUGUAUUUCCAGGAAAGCUCACUGCACACAAAGCUUGUCCAGCUCCCGGUGGUGCACAUGAUGCUCACCCAGCACUCUCUGUUUCUGCCGACACUGCUGAAGUCUGAAGAGGAGGAGAACCCAGACAGUCACGUAAAAGAAGCGCUGGUGGACGUGAUGUCAACGGUGGUAAAGAUGUGCCCCUCGGUCUGUGAGAGCAGCCACUUUGCAGUGCUUCUCGGGGCCUACGGCGCCUCUCUCAGUGUCCUGGACCAGAAGAUUUUACUUCUCCUGCGGGCGUAUGAGAAGAACCACCUCAGCCUGGUUGACUUCAGGGUGCUGCUGUGGGGCCCGGCGGCUGUGGAGCAUCACAAGACAUGCCGGAGCCUGGGCAAGUCACUGUGGCAGCAGCCGAGUGUUGGGGAUGUCCUCCGCCUGCUGGAUCGGGACCGUAUGCUGAAGACCAUCCUCCAUUUCCCUCAGAACCGGAGGCUGCUGCCACCCGAGGAUGUGCAGGAACUGAUCAUUAAAGACGGGAGUGAGGUGGAUCUUGGUGUCCUCUAUGACCCCUGCUUUCUCCUUCAUCUCUUCAGUGAAUUGACUAGGCCAGAAUUUGUGAUGGAUUGUAGAAAAUUUUUGGACUCGAAUGCCCUGGGCUUGACUGUCACAGCCCUCAGCAGCUAUGACCCCAAGAUGCGAGCUGCAGCCUACUACGUGCUGGCGGCCUACUACUUGCAGCUGGAGGGGGCACGGUUCCGAGAGCAGUCCCAGCUGCUUUACCUGUUGGAUGUAGUCCGGAAUGGGAUCCGAACUCAGAACAUGAGACUUACCUUUUCCUUGACUCUCUUCAUUGCCAAAGCGGCCCUGCAAAUUUUGAAACCAGAGGAGCACAUGUACUUGAAGAUCAGCAAGUUCCUGCUGUCACAUCAGUCUCUGAAUAUGAGCAAAGUUCCGGGCUUCUACCAGUUCUUCUACAGCUCGGACUUUGAGCAAAAAACCGAGCGGGAAUGGGUGUUAAGCAUUUUGCGGCAGGGCAUCCGGGACAAGCACUGCUAUGAGCUAUAUGUCCGGCAGGGUAUUUUCCAUGUCAUUCUGUCCUUCUUCAACAGCCCACUGUGUGAUGAAACGGCUCAGAAUUGGAUUCUGGAAAUUCUACGGAAUGCUGCCCGGGUUACCAAAUCUGCCUAUGAACUCCUGCGGGACUACAGCCUCCUGACGUGGGUCAUGCACAUCCUCGAGAACAAGUUCCUGGAGACACCACUGCUCUCUAAUGUCAUCUCCUUGGUGCACACACUGUGGGUGACCAACCUGGGGGACAAAGGAGUGGAGGUGCGGAGGCAGCCUCUGUGCAAGCCUGGGGCCCAGGAUCCUCCAAAGCUGCUGGCUCUGCAUGUUGUCAACGAGUUCCUGUACGUGCUCCUUCUGCUCAUGAAGCAUCUGAGGCCCACCUUGGACGUGGCCCAGCUGACCAAUUUCUUUGGGGCUCUCGACUCCGUGCUGAGGUACCGGGCUACCAUCAUGCAGGCCUUCCGGAAAAUGAACCGGUUCACCGUGAACGAGGAGGUGCUUUCCACCAAGGAUGUCCUCAUUCUCUUGCACAAAUGGAGCCUCGUCGAAAAAGAUGUCACGCUCCAAGAAGACUUGAAAGCAAUCGUUGAGAAAUACCAAGUCAAGGAGCUAAUGAAAAUGAUCAGAGAUAAGAACAAGCCUGUGGUGCCCACCCGAGCCAGAGGCCCCCGGGGCCGAAAGAGGAGGCCUGGGGAGGCAGAGGAGAUGGCCACCCCCGAGCUGAGGGUGUCCAGCUUGGAGACCUGCAGGGGCCUCCUGAGGUCCACACUGACCCACUGGGGGCCCGUGUUCCCCCGCUCUGAGCCUGUGCAGGAGCCCUCAGAUGGGGCCCCCCCUGAGAGUGCUGCCCCGGGCCCUGUGCAGGCCGCCGCUGCCCUGGUGGUCCGCUGGCUGCUGGCCUCAGUGGCAGGGCACUCGCUUAGCGAGACAGAGGCUGCUGGACUCCUUGGCUGGCUGCAGAGCCACAUCUUGCCCCACCCGGGGGUUGUGGCGGACCUACUCAGGGACAGUGGCUUGAGGAGUGGCCUGUUCGAGCUGUACAGCCAGCUCUGCGGAGCUGAGAAGCUGACGGGGCCCACGCAGGCUGCGGCCUGCCUGUUCAACACGGUCAUGCUGCAGCUCCUGGCAGCACAGGGCGCGGCGGGGAGCCCGGCCCACCUGGCCAUCAAGGCCCUCUCCCACGUCGCUCUGCAGGAGGAGGAUGAGGCCACGCGAGCCACUGCAGCUUUCCUGACGUCACUGUACAUUAAGGACGUCUGGCUGGGAGCCCCGCGGCCAGAUGCCCUCUUCACCCAUGCCCGGAUGGUCUGUGAUGCCUCAGAGGAGGCACGAGACGGAGACAGAGGCAGGAGCCCGGUCCCAGAGGAGCCCAUCGUCCUGCUCUCCAGAGACCUUGCCGCCUCUGCCUCGGACGCCUGAUGCCCCGCUGGCCGGUGCCUGCCCUCCAGCUUCUGGAAGUUUGGUCGAGUCGGUGUUUCAGGGAAGACAUGUGCAGUGACGGGCUCGGUACACUGACCCACUUCCCUGACGGGAAGAGCUGAGUUUAUUUCGCUGACCGGUAAAUAAUGAACUCUAAGGACUGUAUGAAGUGGUCAGAGUUGUAGUGACUGGGUGCUUCAGGGCCAUGGGGCCCGACGGGCAUUCAGGUGGGCAAGACCCUGCCUCGCGGAGCCCAGUCAUUCUCCAAAGGCAGGACCUCGAGUUGAGGUCAUACUCGUGAGUGCUCAUGGGUUUCAUGGGUUUUAAAACUGAAAGUUCAGAAAAUCAGAUUAAGAACAUGAGACCUAUUUAAAGUUCUCUUCCUGUAAGAAGUCACAACAAAGUUAUGCAUAUCAUUUUGACUUAGUUCCUGCCAGUGUUUAUUAAUUGCUUUGUUAAGUAAAAGGAAUUUACACUAAAUCCUUAAUGUGUAAAAUUGAUUUGACCUCUGCUUUGGGAAAGUAGCCUGUAUUUUCUUUUUUUCUUCUGUUUUAAUGCAAUUUCAUUGAGAUAUAGUCACACAAAAGCCUGUAUUUUCUGAAGUUGUGUUUCAAAGAGGAAGAAUUUAAUAACUUGUUAAUAAAUGUCUAUUUUUGUAA